UUGUGUAAUUUCAUUUAUCAUCUCAAAUCUAAAUAGUUAAGAGUUGCGAGUGAAUAACUUAACAUUCACUAACUGUUUCGUAUCUUCGUUGUGUAAAAUUAGCUGUGUUACACCGAAAUUAAGCUUUGUCUUAUUUUCCUUGAAAAUCCUGUCUUAUUUUUGUAAAUGAUAUUUGUAGUUAAAACUUAUGUGCUGCUGGGAUUAUAGAAAUUGAUAAAAAAUGGAUACUUUAAGGUUUUAUUUUGUGACCUGGAAUGUUGCUACUAAGUCUCCAGGUCAAGACUUGAAUUCCUUAUUGGAUUUUCCAUCACAAUUUAAUAGAAACAAACCUUUACCAGAUUUCUAUGUUAUUGGUUUACAAGAAGUUAAAUCAGCUCCUCAGAACAUGGUAAUGGACAGUUUGUUCACUGACCCAUGGACAUCCACCUUUAACAAGAUACUUUGUAGACAAGGCUUCAUAAUUGCAAAGACAAUAAGGCUGCAAGGCAUCAUACUAAUAGUGUACACACAGCUGAAACAUGUUACACAUCUUCGCGAUAUUGAAGCUCAGUAUACUAAAAUAGGAUUUGGAGGACUAUGGGGUAACAAAGGUGCAGUUAGUGUAAGGUUCAAUAUCUAUGGUUGUUCAGUGUGCCUUGUGAAUUGUCAUCUUACAGCACAUGAACAUUUACACCAUCAUCGUGUUACUGAUUACAACACAAUAGUAAAUAAUCACACAUACCAUGUCACGGAAACUACCCACAUUUUGUUCCAUGACUAUGUGUUCUUCAUUGGAGAUUUGAACUGUCGCCUUGACCAUCCGCCUGAUGAAAGCCCUUCAGCGGAAGAAAUAGCUGCUGCACUACAAGAGGUAGAAAAAGAUAAAUAUGCAGCACUGCUCAAAUAUGACCAGUUGUAUGCUUCCCAAGAAUUAGAUGAAGCAUUUGUUGAGUUAACAGAACCUGAGAUUAGGUUCCCACCCACCUACAAGUUUAUAUUAGGCACGGAUGAUUAUGAUCUCAAGAGAAAACCAUCAUGGACGGACAGGAUACUGUACAAAGUUGUACCUAAUAAUUAUGAAAAUAUAACUCUGAGAGCGGAUUGCUUAAGUUACAAUGACGUACCACAUUACACAGUUAGUGACCAUAAACCCGUGGUAGCAGUUUAUACCAUCAAGGUUCAGAGGCUCCUCACUCGCUCCCUGAUGGCUGAUGUACCGAGAGCAACACGUUCUAUGAUUAGAAUGCGGACCGCUCUCGUCAAGCCUGCGGACACCCCUGAAGACGAGGCAGGCACUAGUACCCCUGAUGUUCCUGAAGGUGAAGAAGAAGAAGAAGAUGUAUGUGAUAACGUAGAUGGUGUCUUCGUCUCAGAUGAGGUGAUGGCCAACUAUACAGAGAAGACGGUGGAAUUCGCACCCGUGGUGAGGAUCUGGUACAUCGGGGACGCGGACUUUAGAACGCAGUGUACUUUAUCACCCGACGUUGAAAUAAACCCAAAUGAUUGGAUCGGCAUUUACGAUGCGGAUUUCCACAAUUUAGACGACUACAUCGCAUACGAGUACCUCGCUAAGGUAUCAUUACCACACGAUUCUCCGGAGAGCGGACAAGCGCGCACCAUCACGCUCAGCUUCCCUGUAGGCAGCGGUGUGCGCACACCCGGCUUCUACCGAUUCAUAUAUUUCAGUCAGCCCAAUAACGAAGUCAGGAGUGUCUUGGGUAUAUCAGAUCCAUUCGAAGUGUGCAGCAAAGAGGAUGCUCUGGUUACAAUAGAUCCGUGCGAGCAGGCCUCCACCAGCUCGAGUUCCGGCAAGCCGACUACCGCGACCACCGACUUGUUCACCGACUUUACCGGCCUUGACGUCACGAAGCUGUCGCGACAUUUCUCCAAUGACCUAAGUAUUGACUGACUAAAGACCUAUCUUCCCAGCUCACCUGUCGCUAGGAAGAAACGAGACGAUUAAAAGGUAUUUUUAAGAGUAAAUGUCACGUAUGUGAUCCCGUUGUAUAGUUGAUUAAAAUCAUCAUCACCAUCAUCAUCAUCAUAAUAAUUUUCAUCAUCAUAACUAUCAGCCCGUGUCAGUCGCAUCAGAGAGAGUCACAAAAUUCAGUAAUAUGACAAGCUAACCGCAUUAGGAGUGGAUAAAAGUUCACCUUUUUGUAGAGUAUUAGGUGUUUACUAAAUCUAAACUAAGGGCCACCACUUAACAACUCUCUGUGCGGCUGUGUCAUGCAUAUAUUUUUAGCAAUAUAACCUUUACGAUGAUGGCACUAUAUGUUUGAUUAAGAAUUGUGUGCAUUUGGUAUUCACCUACCUUGUUUGUGACAAAAUAAAGUUCAUUUUCGCACGAAUGUUCCAAAAUUAAAACAAAAAUUUUACCAUAUGUAGCGUAUGUCAUCAUUUUAUACGUUUUAUGUACUUAUUAUUUAUUUAAAGUAGUAUUCAGUUAUUUCGUCAUUAACAAAAAUAUCAAUGCAAUAGUGAACUUUAUUGCUAAAGGAUUAUGUUUUAUAUUCAUUUAAAAUAGGUCUAUUUAGAAGCGACAAUGAAUCCAUGAGCAUUUUGAUAGGUUUAGAAAGAAAAAAAAUUAAUACCACACAAAUAACACACAAAAAAUUAAAGAAAAGUUUAGCAUAAGAUAGCCAAUUCAUUUAGCUAAUUCAGUAUUAAAUUAAGACACAGAAAUCAAUCAAAACUAUCUCGUCGCAGCAUCAACGCAUGCGCAAGUUUAAAAGUCAAAUGAGCGAGAUAGAUGAAUCGCUCUCGCUCAUUCACUCUUUCGUUCGUGUCGAGAAAAGGACGGGUGAUUCAGUAGCGGUGUUAGGCUAGGGCGAGGUGGUGCGACCGCCCUAAGCGCCGGGCUUAAGGGACGCCUGAGGUGCGCCCUAAGAUACUUUAUCUUUGGAGUUUUAAAUCUCGCCCAGGGCGCGAGAAAUGGUAAAGCCGGCCCUGGGCUGAUUCUAAGAACGAUAAAUUCAAUUAAAAUUUUAUCAUGGCUUCUAGACAAUAAACGUUUUGUAGGUAAAAUGUAUUUAAAUUACUAUAAGGUUAUUUAGUUUCAGUGAUUUAAUAGUACAAUUAUUAGGUUAUAUUUUUCCUGCACUAACUAUAGGUACAAUGUACUUGCCUAGAUACAAUAGAUUAAAUAUAAUUUGCCUUUGUUUAGCUUUUCUUAGUAAAAUUUGUAAAAAAAAUCUAUUAUAUAUUUCUUUGUUAUUUGUGGGAUUUCCCAUUAUCAAAUUCCGCAAUCAAGAAAAAUCUAAUUAGUUUUUGUAGAAAUGAUUCAUUAAUUGUCGUCACAAAUGUAUUUGAUAAGAUAAAGGUACAAUAUAGUUACACGCCUAUUGUUUUUAUAUUGUGUUAGUCGCUAGUCAGAUUAUAAACUAACGGAGAUGACCCGAUGCUACUAGAAUUAAUAUAUAUAUAUUGUCUCUAUUUUGUUAAACAUGUAAAUGACAGUGAAAUUCCACGGUUAUUCGUAAAAUCGAGUUUAUGUACAAUGAACUAGCGUAGUUUGUUUUUAUAUAAUAUUCUUAAGCUGUUUAAAGAAUGUAUAGAUAUUUUACUUCUAUCUGUAAAUGUAUGACAACAGACAAGAACAUAUAGUAUUUAUCUAGACCGGUAAUAUAUAAAAAUACAUACGCAUGGAAACUGACAUAAAAGAAAAAAAACCUUGACAA
This is a messenger RNA of Papilio xuthus (Asian swallowtail), 3659 nucleotides long. Its product is annotated as inositol polyphosphate 5-phosphatase K. The record is from RefSeq and is a predicted model, not a curated record. Lineage: Eukaryota; Metazoa; Arthropoda; Insecta; Lepidoptera; Papilionidae. Gene Ontology annotation, molecular function: phosphatidylinositol-4,5-bisphosphate 5-phosphatase activity. Gene Ontology annotation, cellular component: ruffle; plasma membrane; cytoplasm. The transcript is spliced from 10 exons. The coding region runs from base 221 to 1888 and encodes 555 amino acids. Gene Ontology annotation, biological process: phosphatidylinositol dephosphorylation.